This is a messenger RNA of Poecilia latipinna (sailfin molly), 2184 nucleotides long. RefSeq names its product insulin-like growth factor-binding protein 4. Gene Ontology annotation, cellular component: extracellular region. Lineage: Eukaryota; Metazoa; Chordata; Actinopteri; Cyprinodontiformes; Poeciliidae. Bases 691 to 1467 code for a protein of 258 amino acids. Gene Ontology annotation, biological process: regulation of insulin-like growth factor receptor signaling pathway. The transcript has 4 exons. The record is from RefSeq and is a predicted model, not a curated record. Gene Ontology annotation, molecular function: insulin-like growth factor II binding; insulin-like growth factor I binding.
UCCUCUGUGCAAUCAGGACUGAGAGAGGACAAGCAAGGGGGAGUGUGCACAAGUUUGCAGGUCUGAGAGUGUGAGAAAGCUUUGGAGAGACAGAGGGAGACAGAGGAGAGAGCUUCAGCCUGGCUUUUCUCUGCUGCGUCUGGAGAGAGAGGCGUGUCCACGGACCAGUAUAAAGUCCAAAGAGAGCAGCUCGCAUUGAGACAUUCUCAGAAGACGGUCCUUCGUGUUGCACACUGACCAGUGGAGGAAACUGUGGCGAUUCCGUUUUUGAUGACCAGCUUUGCAUUUGGACACUUGUUGACUAGGUAUUUUUUGGCGUUUCCUCAAAAGGUGGAUGACACUCACCUGAAGAAAUCACUUGUAUAUCUGUCAAUCUCAACAAAAAAUAAUUUUUUUAAUCACCAGAACAUUCUCUAGCUGAUAAAAGACAGGUUCCAGUUUCUGCACUGUGAAAUUGAACCAGAGGAACAGAGCGGUAAUACAGUCGAGGCAUUGUGUUCUUGCAGUCGAAACACUAACCGGCUGACAUAUCAAAAGAUUCCUGGACAAAGUGUUCCUUUGAAACCUUCUUUGUCUGUCUAAAGUCUGCUGUUAGAAAGGAAAGUCAUCAAAAAGCAAGAGAAGGGAGGGGUGAACCUGAGAGGAUCCUUGACAAAGGGCAAAGGACUACGUGCAGGUGUCUGAGCUGUCAUGGUGCGAGGACGUGGCGUGGCUUCAACCUGCUGGGGCCUGUGGACAUUCGGUGUACUGUCACUGGCGGCACUGUGCUUAUCGGACCAGGCCAUCCGCUGUCCAGUGUGCUCCGAAGAGAGGCUGGCCAGCUGCCGUCUGCCCGAGGGUUGCGAAGAAACGGUGCGCGAGCCUGGCUGCGGUUGCUGCCCCACCUGUGCUCUUCCUAAAGGGGCACACUGUGGUGUGUACUCGCCCCGAUGUGGCACUGGCCUCCGAUGCUACCCACCACGGGGUGUGGAGAGGCCGCUGCACUCCCUGAUGCAUGGCCAGGGCAUCUGUACAGACGAGAGGGAAGUGGAGGAGAACUCAGUGGACAGACAGGAGGAGAUCAUCCCUGAACACCCGAAUAACAGCAAUAUCCGGUGCAGUCCGCAGGACAAGCGCUGCAUCCAGAAGACCAUGGCACGACACCCUCUGAAAACCACAAAUCUGAGAAGCAACAGCGCCAGAGAGGAGACCAAGCCAGUGCUGGCGCCCUGCCGUGCUGAGCUGCAAAGAGCUCUGGACAGAUUGGCAUCCAACAGCCGCACCCAUGAUGACCUCUUCACUAUUCCCAUCCCCAACUGUGACAAGAAUGGAGAUUUCCACCCAAAACAGUGCCAUCCCGCACGUGACGGCCAUCGGGGAAAGUGCUGGUGUGUGGAUCCCAAGACAGGCAUGAGGCUGCCAGGACCCCUGGAGCUGCGGGGGGAUCUGGACUGCCACCAGUUAAUGACUGCGACCCUAAGGGACUGAGGGGGGCAGAAAAGGGACAGUUUGGGUUUGGUGAACCAGCUGAAUUUACUGGUGCUUUUAGUAGAACCAUAUGACUAAAGGACUUUAUACUUCAGCCGAGCUCUACCAAAGGCAAACAGUUGUGGAGUUUGUGCAAAGAAAAGGAAACCAUUACAUUGAAUUAUUUUACUAUUAUGUUUCUGUAUGUGAGAGUAAGUGAUUUGAGUCUUUUGAGCACUUGUCUUGUUUUGUUCCUACCAUGUGAAAUUAAGACAGAUUGUCUUUAAACGUGUGCGCUUUAAAGUAUCAGGUGGUAGAAAAACAAAACACGCUUCUUCAGAAAGGGGCUGUACAUGUGAUUUAUGUAAGAGAAGACGCUAACCUUUUCUGUGUAAUCCUCUUAAAAAGUGGCAAAAAGCAUUUAGUCCACUGUAGUAUAGCUGAUGAAAAACAGAAACUGAUCAUGUUUUCUUCUUAGUGUAGCACCAGAUUGGUUGGAAUUACUGAAUCAAGACCAUCCAGAAAUAUUUGCUUAUGCAGUAAUUAUUGUUUUUGCAUCUCAUAUUCUCUAUGUAAAAAAAAAAAAAAAGGAAAAAAAAAAAAAAAAAAAAAAAAAAAAACGUAACUGAGUGACAGCAUUAAAGUAGCAAAGAUUUAUGGGAUGGGAACAACAGAUUCUAUGAAAUGAGAUGAAAGGGCUGCAAAAAACUGCAAAACCCUUGUGAACUAACAAAUAAA